This is a messenger RNA of Entrophospora sp. SA101, 309 nucleotides long. NCBI's taxonomy places the organism in Eukaryota, Fungi, Glomeromycota, Glomeromycetes, Entrophosporales, Entrophosporaceae. The record is from the annotation of a GenBank genome assembly.
AUGGAGAUUCAAAUAUUGGAUCAUAAGAACAAACCUUUCCUAACAAUGAGAAACGUUUCAAAAUUUGAUAUUCAUUUGAGCGAAUUAAGUGAAUUAGCUAAAUCAAAAGCUUCAACAAAAAAUUUAAUAAAUUUGAUAGAAUUGCUAUAUUUUAUAAAAAAUAUUAUUAAAACAAUAAUAUGUGAUAAAAUUAGACUGAUAAAUGAGUUUGUUGAUCAAAAUAUACAGAGUAUAGCAUUCACCACAGAUUUACCAUCGCCACCAUCAAAUAAUAGUGUAUUCACUACACUUAACACUCCUACAUUUUAA